Molecule: messenger RNA, 1995 nt
Organism: Carassius auratus (goldfish)
Lineage: Eukaryota; Metazoa; Chordata; Actinopteri; Cypriniformes; Cyprinidae
Product: saccharopine dehydrogenase-like oxidoreductase
Exons: 12
Coding region: 129-1412 (427 amino acids)
Biological process (GO): glycolipid biosynthetic process
Cellular component (GO): lipid droplet; plasma membrane; mitochondrion
Source: RefSeq, a predicted model, not a curated record
AACGGUUGAGCUGCAGGCGUUAGCCACUCGCUACGGAAGUGAGUCGCUCAACUGUCAGUCCGUCUCUUAUCUGUCAGUCCUUCCCCUCAGUCAGUGUCAGUCCGGACGAUCAACAGUUUGGCAGCGCUAUGGCGGCGUUCAGCACUUCAUCCAGCAGACCCUACCACAUCGUCAUCUUUGGCGCUUCUGGUUUCACGGGACAGUUCGUGGUGGAGGAGGUGGCCCGUACAACGUCCGAGGGUCCCAAGGGGAACCUGAAAUGGGCCGUGGCCGGGAGGAACAGAGCCAAGCUGGAGAAAGUUGUGGAGCAGGCCGCCGGAGCUCUCAGUAAGCCGGAGCUGAAGUCUGAGGUAGAUAUUCUCAUCGCAGAUGUCGGCGAUCCAGAUUCAUUGGCUGCCAUGUGCAAACAGGCGGUUAUUGUGCUCAGCUGUGUGGGGCCUUACAGAUUUUUUGGUGAACCUGUUGUCAAGUCUUGUGUGGAGAACGGAACACACUGCAUCGAUAUCUCUGGAGAACCACAGUUCCUGGAGAGUAUGCAGCUGAACUAUCACGACCAGGCUGCUGAAAAAGGCGUCUACAUUGUGGGAAGCUGUGGUUUUGACUCCAUUCCUGCAGACAUUGGUGUCGUUUACACCAGGGACCAGUUUAAAGGGACCCUAACAUCUGUUGAGAGCUUUUUGACUGCGAGUGCAGGGCCAGAGGGAGGCUGCAUCCAUGAUGGCACAUGGCAGUCGGCCAUCUAUGGCUUAGCCGACAGCGACAAGUUGCGGAGCCUCAGGAAGAAGUUCGGUCACAAGCCUCUCCCAGUGGUGGGGGCUAAAAUUAAAAGGAGGGGCACACUCUUUUAUAGUAAUGAGCUGCAGCAAUAUGCGAUUCCCUUCAUGGGUUCUGACCCAUCAGUGGUUAAAAGGACCCAGCGCUACUUAAAUGAAGAACUCAACGAGUCUCCGGUUCAGUAUGGGGCGUAUGUUGGUGUUGGCGGUAUUUCCAACAUUUUCAAACUUGUCUUCGCUGGAUUAAUGUUCUUUUUCCUUGUAAAGUUCAGCUUUGGCAGAAAUCUGCUCAUGAAGUUUCCAGAGUUUUUCUCAUUCGGUUUCUUCUCCAAAGAGGGUCCAACUAGGAAACAGAUGGAGGGUGCCUCUUUCCGUUUCGUCUUUCUUGGAGAGGGUUACGUUGAAGGUUCAGACCCCAGUGAGGGCAAGCCUAACGGCAAGAUCCGCACACUGGUCAAAGGACCAGAGGCAGGAUACGUCGCCACACCAAUCGCUAUGGUUCAGGCGGCCCUUACCAUGUUGAACGAAUCAGAUUCUCUUCCAAAAACUGGCGGUGUUUACACUCCAGGAGCGACGUUCGCCAAGACCACCAUCGUCGACCGCCUCAACAAACAUGGCAUUCAGUUCUCUGUCCUUUAAGUGAGAGAUUAAACAGGGCUUAACCGGCUUGGCUUUAACAUCAGUCUUGUGAAGCACCCAUUCAUUUGCUUGCUUGAGCAUAGAGAUUCUUGUUGCUAUUUAAAGCUUCCUUAACGGUGUUGCUGUUUUCCGGUUUACCGUCCUUGUUUGUGCACGGUACACUGCGACAGGUUUGUUGGCAUGCACUCUGCUCAAAGGGCUGAGAAAUCUGCACUACGAUUGUGGCACAAACACUCUGGAAAUCCCUCCAUUUGAUCACACGUUUCAGUUUGAAAAGUUUGACAUUUUUUUGCAUUGCAUCCACAGAAAUGCUAAAUCUCACAGAUGAAAGACAUCUCUAAAAAAAAAAAAACGAAACAUAUCUAUACAUUGAAAAGCACACCCAGAUUUGAAAGAAAAUAUUGUUAAAGAACUAGAUUUUGUAAUAUUGUCAUGGGUUGUUAUAUUUGUGAAUCAUGUAGACGUAACAGAAUAAAUAAUAGAAAUAAGAGAAAAUGUUUUAGAGACCAAUGAAUCUGUGAGUUGUUUGGAAGAAUGCUGUUCUGGUUUGCUUCUAACUAAAUAAAGUACAUAUCAAACCGUA